AUGAGUGCUAAACAGGGAAAAUAAAUUAACAAACAUGAAGAAAAUGUUUGUAGUUUCCUAAUGCAAAGAAAACACCUUACCUGCACCAUGCUCACGAACAAGAAAGGAGGGGCGGAGUUUGGGUCACAUGACACAAACCGUCCAAUUGGGGCCUCCGUUCUUCAGCACAGCAAGCAACCGGUGACAGGUUAAACGUGAUUUGGACUUCAAUUCUGUAACUCCUGACUGAUGUCAAAACUUUCCCGUUUUAUAAAGUAAAAAAAAUAUGUCUCGAAGCCAAAUUUACUAUUCUGAUCGAUACAGCGAUGAUGAGUUUGAGUACAGACAUGUUGUUUUACCUUGGGAAAUGGCCAAGUACAUCCCGAGAUCCCACUUGAUGUCCGAAGAGGAGUGGAGGCAGCUGGGGGUGCAGCAGUCUAUAGGCUGGAUUCACUACAUGAUACAUGAACCAGAGCCUCACAUCCUUUUGUUUAGAAGACCUCUGCCUAAACAUUGACCACUUCAACUGUAACUUAUCUCAGCAAAGUAAUGAACAUGUAUUACUCAGCAGUGUUUUCAGUGGGCCAGGACAAAGAACCGGACCGUGGUCACAAGUGAAAAUGAUCACGCUGGACUGAAAUCAUGAACUAAUGAGAUGAGAGAGCUGAAACUUUUAUUAAUGUUUUGUGUUGUUACAGAUUCUUGUGCGUGUGCUAACUAAAUGUUUAUAUACAUUACAUACAUAUACAACCUAAAGGUUUAUUUGUUGCUUAUAUUUUUUGCCUUGUGGUUUCUUUUUGUGGACACAAGAGGGUGCUGUGGUUCAAGUUUUGUUUCAAGUAAAUUUAUUGUAAAAUGAAUUUCAAAUAUCAAAUACACAGUAAAAAGUUUAAUAUAUUA
Messenger RNA from Austrofundulus limnaeus, 879 nucleotides. Its product is annotated as Cyclin-dependent kinases regulatory subunit 2-like. The transcript has 4 exons. Gene Ontology annotation, molecular function: cyclin-dependent protein serine/threonine kinase regulator activity. The record is from RefSeq and is a predicted model, not a curated record. The coding region runs from base 266 to 496 and encodes 76 amino acids. Lineage: Eukaryota; Metazoa; Chordata; Actinopteri; Cyprinodontiformes; Rivulidae.